Eucalyptus grandis is the source of this 1843-nucleotide messenger RNA. RefSeq names its product transcription factor GTE6. The transcript has 9 exons. Gene Ontology annotation, molecular function: protein binding. Lineage: Eukaryota; Viridiplantae; Streptophyta; Magnoliopsida; Myrtales; Myrtaceae. The record is from RefSeq and is a predicted model, not a curated record.
CAAAAACCACGCCUUGAUCUUCCCUCCUCCUCCUUCUCCUUCUCCGUCGCGUUCGAUCCAAUUCCCUGUGUUCGCUCUUUCCUCGCUUCCCCAUUCAUGGCGUACUUGGUGGGUGGGAGCGGAAAUUGCCAGCAGAGUGGUGCUGCUGAGACCUCGCGCGAGCUCCAUUCCAAUGCUCGUGCGGAGCUCCGGAUGGACGGGGCAAUUCGGGAUCGCUUUGCCAUCCCCGCAUCGUGUAGAGUUGUCUAGAGGCUUCUCCCGUUCGAGGGUCGAUGAUGGGCUCUGCUCGAAUUGAUCGCUCGAUGAUUGGUCGUUUGAAAUUUCGGUUUUUUCUCGAUCCCAUCGUUCUGAUUAAACGUGGGUUGUGCAAAAAAAGUUUAAUUGAGCCUCUUCCUUUGGUGGCGAUGGAAGCGACGGGUGCGUCAGCAGACUCGGCACAAGAUAAUAAUAUAGCUGGAACAGAAAGACACGAGGCUAAUGUAUCGGAAUUGGGUGGUUUUAAGAACAGUGUAGAUGAGAUUCUCAAGAAGGUCGACCAGCUCGAGCUAAGAGUCAAUGAAGUUGAGCAGUUCUAUCUCAAUACAAGUAAAAAGCAAAUGAACAGUUUGAAAGGUAGCUCACUAGUUAAGGAUAAAGACAAAGAGAGGCAAAUCCCUAGCUUGAAGAAGCAGCAACUGGAUGCAUCUCGCAGAGAAGCAGCUGCUGCAAAGAGAAUGCAGGAGCUUAUGCGCCAAUUUGGCACAAUAUUGCGCCAGAUCGCUCAACACAGAUGGGCAUGGCCUUUUAUGCAACCUGUAGAUGUUAAAGGUCUUGGCUUGGAUGACUAUUAUGAGGUGAUUGAUAAGCCAAUGGACUUCAGUACUAUAAAAAACCAAAUGGAGGCUAAAGAUGGUACUGGUUACAAAAAUGUCCAUGAUAUAUGUGCUGAUGUGAGGUUAGUUUUCAAGAAUGCAAUGAAGUAUAAUGAUGAAAAAAGUGAUGUUCACAUGAUGGCCAAAACUUUGCUGGAAAAAUUUGAGGAGAGGUGGCUGCAGCUGUUGCCCAAGGUUACCUGAGAGGAAAAAAGACGAGAAGAGGAGGAAUUAGUUGCGCAGAUGGACAUGCAGCUUGCUCAGGAGGCUGCUUAUGCAAAGUUGGCAAGAGACAUAAGUAAUGAGUUCUAUGAGGUUGAUUUGCAUUUGGAAGAGCUUAGAGAAAUGGUUGUUCGGAAAUGCAGGAAAAUAUCGACUGAAGAGAAAAGAAGUAUCGGUACAGCCCUUAGUUUAUUGUCUCCUGAAGAUCUCCUCAAGGCAUUGGAGAUUGUUGCUCAGAGUGAUCCAAACUUCCAAUCAACAGCUGAGGAGAUAAACCUGGACAUGGAUGCUCAGGGUGAAUCUACCUUAUGGAGGCUGAAAUUCUUCGUGAAGGAUGCUUUGGAAGUUCAGGGGAAGGCUUCAUUAAGUAUUGGGGGAGAUAACAACAAUACCAGUAACACAAACAAGAACAAAAAUAACAAAAGCAACGGCAACCAGAACAACAAGAGGAAGAGAGAGAUAUGCGAUGCCAUCGCCAAAUCUGCCAAGAAAAGGAGUAAGAAACCCUCGUGAUUGCUUCACAGAGAACACAGUCAAGGGAGAUGCGGAGUUUCAUGUGACUUCUGGGAAGGCUUUCAGCUGAUCGGAAAAUGUAGACCUAGCUGUCAAGUAACAGUUUUCCCUCUUUACCGUCUAUGGAGUCGAAGUUCAUGCAGCUAAGUAACCCUUAAGAGGUCGGGUUGCUGUUGGUCAUCAAGCAGGAACUUGUUCUAGACACCGACAUUGUAAAUUCUCCCGCCGUCGCUAAUAUUUUGUUUCACUCUCCUUAA